This is a messenger RNA of Dimorphilus gyrociliatus, 6271 nucleotides long. The record is from the annotation of a GenBank genome assembly. Lineage: Eukaryota; Metazoa; Annelida; Polychaeta; Dinophilidae.
AGUUUUAGCCGAAACUUUAUACAGGACACACUGUUUUGGUUUAAUCCGUAAAUUAAAUGAUUGUGUAAUUUGUAGAGAGACAGCUUAAUGAGUUGAUAUCCAUAUGGAAUCUAAUAAGGAUUACGUCAUCGAUGCAAGAACUCUUGAGUGUUCUGUAUGUUUAGAUAUUUGGUUAAAUAAAGAUCCGAGAGUUCUACCUUGUCAACAUAUAUUCUGUCACGAGUGUCUUUUGAAGAUAUCUCGUGGAAAGUUUAUCAAGUGUCCAAACUGUAGAGCAAAGACAAAGCUUUCAAAAGAUGGCGUUAAUGGUCUACCAAAAAGUUUAAUAAAAGCAUCAAUAAACGAUCAGCGCACUGAUAAAGAAAUGUGUAAGAAACACAAUAAUUUAGUUAUGAAACCAAACUUGUUAUGUUUGACUUGUAAAGCUGAGCAACUUUGUUCGAAAUGUAUCGAUUACGAUCAUGGUGAAGAUAGUUGUAAAAUUCGUACUUUAAAUCAAAUAUUUGAAAAAUCCCAAGUAAUAAGGAGAAAACAAGAGGAUGAAAUGGAAAAGUAUAAGAAGAUGAUGGAAAUUGAAAUUGCUGAUCUUUUUAAAUCAUUCUCAGAGUAUGUGAAUAAUUGCGAAAUUCAAUUGCAAGCUGAAUUAUGUCAACUCAACCAAAGUCUAAUUCAGUUUGCUGCUGAUAAAAGAAAAAUUUUCGAUAGUAUCAGAGAUACAUUAAAGAGUCCAUUUUUCGAUGAAAAGCAAACGCAAGAUUCGCUUGAGAAGUUAAUGGCUACGAGGGCGAUAUUUCAAGGACCACCAGAAGUUUCUGUAAACAGUCAUCUCCACUACACAGAUAACACUAAAAAACAAUCACUUUACAAGAAGAAUGCAAAUAAAAAUACUAUAAAAGAGGGAGGAGGAGGAGGAGGAGGAGGUGGUGGUGGAGGAGGAGAUACCUUAGUUGAAGACCUUACUUUGUACUGCAUAGCUAAGAACUUUGAAACUCAUUUCUAUGCUAAGAAAUUACUCUUUAGACAUAGAGUUAUAUGCUCGUAUAUUGUGGAGAAAAUCUUGAAGGAGAUAGAUGAUUAUUAUAUUGGAAUACCUCAACAAUUCUUAAAGGUGUUUAAUAGAGACACAUGUUGGCUACAUAAUGUUGACCUGAAUGGACAUAGAAUAACUAAAAAGACUGCAGUAAAUUUCCUCAAUGGACAUCCGCUAAAGUCUAUUCGUAUACGUCAUUUACAGAGUAUAAAGCUAAAUCAUUGGCUAUCUAUAAUUAACGCAAAAAAAUUGGAAGAACUUUGCGUUAAAGGUUGUCUAGUUACAACUACUUCCACUUCUUUUGCAUCUUUUUCUUCUUCCGCUCCCUAUACUCCACGUUCUCCUCCCAUUCCUUCUACAAAAUCUUCAUGCAAUAAUACAAAAGAUAAAAUAGAUUCUGUUAAACCUAUUACGAAAUUUAAACAUUUAGUUAAAUUAGAUAUCUCUUCAACGAAAUUAAGUAACUUGCAAUUGAAAUAUUUAUCUCAUAAAUUAAAGAAUAUUCAAGAGUUAAAUAUAUCUGAAACUUGCGUAUCGAAUCUUGGAUUGUUGAAAAAAUUUACAAAGCUUACAGUUCUCGAUUGCUCUUAUCCAGUUGACGAAAAGCUAUUAUUAACAGUUCCAUCUUUAAUUCUAUUAUUAAAUUUAAAGUCAAUCAAAAUAGCAAGACAUUCAGCUUACAAGAAUACUUUACCUUCUGAAUACUUUAAAAGAAAUGGAGAAUAUUAUUUUACAGACUUUUUGUUAAGAGAAGCCGAAUGGAAGGAUUUAAAGUAUUUUGAUAUGUCUGGUUGGAUUCUUCCAAUAGAUUCACUAAAGUUCUUUGUACAGAGACACAACAAGUUGAGUUUUUUGGGUUUAUUCAAGACGAAUAUUGAUUUUGAUCGAAAUCUAAAGUUUCAAGAAAAUGAUAUAUUUGAAUUAACAGGAUUAUCAAGUAUUGAAUUUAUGACUGAUUUGAAUCAUAUAGCAACUAGAUAUGAUAAAUAUUUGGGUCACGAUAAUCUACUGGAAACUUUGAAAACAACCGAUUUAAAUACAAUUCCUGGUUAUGUUAAAUCUAGAAUAUUUGAGGUUAUAAGUGAAAUAUUUGUAUUUUACACUCAUGCUUCAUUCUGUAAACGAGAAUUAAAGUACGAUCUGAACUUGUGCGGAAUUGUUUUAACUAAAUUCCUAGAUUAUAAAUCGGAUAGUUUUUGGAGAAUAUUCAAAUUAGUCCCUCAAAUUAUUAAAAGAAGCGAAAUGAUAACUCCAUGGAAUUCUGGUAUUUUUUCGUUACUUCUAAUCAAUUUUCACUUGUAUAAAAUGCUAAUGAAUAGAUCAGGUUUAAUACGUUAUUUGUUUAAUUUCAAAAAGAUAUUUGAUGGAAGAAGUUAUAGAAAGAUUAUUUGGAAGUUGUUGAAAAGUGUUGAUGUUGAAACUCUAUCGAAAAAUGAAUAUCAUAGUUUGGCUAAGUGUUUUAUGGUUAAUUAUAAAUGUUUUAAACUGGAAGAGGGUUAUCAAGCUCAAGAAACGGAAUAUUUAUACGACAAAAAUAUUCGAUUAUUUUUUCAUAACCAAGUCAUAUCCGAUACUGAACCAAAAAUGGCGAAUCAUCCAAGUUUAGAAAAGAUGGCUCUAUUUAGUAUUGUUAGAAAUUUCGAAGUUAAUUUCUUAAAUGGGGAAGUUUUCAAGAAACAUGGAAUUAUUAAUUAUAUUUACGCUGAAAAAAUAUUUGACGAAAUUAACCAUAUCUAUAUUGAAUUUCCCGAGCGUUUCUUGAAAUUAUUUAGCAAGAUGUAUUGCGAUUUAAUAAAUAUUAGGUUAAAUGGGAAUAGCGUUACUUACUUGCAUUCAAUGAAUUUUUUAAAGGGUCACCUUGUUGAAAGAUUGAAGGUCACAUAUUUAAUUAGUUGGAAAGUUGGUGAAUGGAUGGGAUAUUUAGACGGUAGUCAGUUAAAAGAGCUUUCAUUAAGAGGAUGUCGCUUUACGGAUGAUAAUGAUGGAGAUAGAAAUGGGCAAGAUAUAUCAGAUAUAAGAAACUUGUGUUUUUUUAAACAAUUAGUAAAGUUGGAUUUAUCUUGUACGGAUAUUUCUAAUACACAUUUGCAUACUAUGUCAUAUGAAUUAGCUUCGAAGGUCGAAGAUUUAAAUAUAUCUGAAACGUCUAUCAGCGAUCUCAGGGUUCUUUUGGCAUUUUCCUACUUGAAGGUACUAGAUUGUUCUUAUCCUAGAAAGUCAAAGGUUUAUGGUUCCUAUUUCGCCCUGUUAAAGAUGACAAAUCUAACAAAAUUAAAUAUCUCAAAGUUUGGCUGCGACAAAAAAACUAAUUCAGAUAGAGAUAAUUUACGUUCCUUAAAAAAUUACAACACAUCUGAUGAUCAAUUAUGGACUAUUAAUAGUCUUCUCGAAGAAGCUGAUUGGCGAGAUAUAACGCAUCUUGAUCUAUCAGGAUGGAGAGUUAGGCCAGAUAUUAUUAAACGAUUUAUUAAAAAAUAUGAUAAUUUAGAGUUUAUUGGCCUAUUUGGAAAAUAUCAAGAAUCUUACAAAAGUUUGAACGUUCGGGGUAAAGAUAUCCGUAAAUUAACGAGAAUUAGUAAUGAUAAAUUCUUAAAUGAAAUGAAUGAAAUCUCAAUGAGAAUUAAUACAACGAGGCAUUUGCCCUUUUUAAAUGGUUUAGCAAGUGCAGCAAUGUAUUACAAUUCACCAGAUAGAAGUAAUCUUGAUAUUCAAGAAACUUUAACGGUUUUCUGCGAAAAGUAUUUCCUUAUUUUGGAUUCAGCAGUUGCUGUAGAUAUUGAACAAAAACAGGAAUAUGGUAAAAUACUGAGUAGUAUAAUGAUACGUUUAGUAUUAAAUGAACUACAUAAAUCCGAUUAUUUUUGGAAUAUAUUACCAAUGACUGCAAAACUAUUAACUAAAUUGGAUGAAACUCAUUCUCCACAUCUGUACGCUCUCUUUAAAUUUGUUUAUAGUAACUUUGGACAAUGUAAAAUGUUUAUGGAUAGGUGCGAACUAAUUGAAAGAAUAUUCGAAUUUAACGUAUACGAUUCAUUCUGUUAUUGGGAACAACUUUGGGAGUUUAUUAGUACAUUAGAUAUAAGUAUGUUAAAUAACGAUGAAAGAUUUACUAUGGUUAAAUCGUAUUUUAGAACGUAUGAUAAAUUGGAGAGAAAUGGUCACAUGUGCUUAGAAAGAAGAGGAUCAAGAGCUUGUCACGAUAAAAUUGUUAAAUAUUUUAGAAAUUGGAUAAGUGAGUAUUUGGAUAUUACUAAAGAGGAUAAUACAGGCAGGAAUAUGCAAGUGCCGCUAGAGCCGAAUGCGGUGGGAUAUUUUAAAAUUAACGUUUUUUUGAAAGAAGCUGAUUGGGAGAAUUUAAAGCAUUUGGAUAUUUCGGGAUGGGAAGCUUCGGAAGAGAGUAUAAAACGGUUUUUGGAAAAACACAAGAAAUUGAAUUAUCUAGGCAUAUUCAAUGCUACUAAUCACAAAGUUCCAUAUCGUAAACUUAUGAAGAUGGAGAAUUUUGAUAAUUUAACGUUUGCUUCCAAUGAAAAGCAUAAAAGACUAAUUCAUAGUUCAUGUUAUACAGAAGAAUUUUUAAAUGAUAUUAUUGAAGUUCUUUUGAUAUUCUGUCAAAAGUAUAGAUAUCUAUUAGAUUGUCACGAGAGUAAGCAUAUCUAUAUUGCGCAUAGGAGCGUUAUUGAUAGACUUUUCGAAUUGAUAAAUGAAUUUGAUAUAACCGAUUCUCCAAGAUUUACGGAUUUGUUGAAAAUUCUACUACAAUUACUCCGUGGAUUUGGUCCUACUAUUACCGAUGGAGAGUUUAAACAUUUCUAUAAAUUUAUAUUGAAAUAUUACUCUUUCGCCAAAUAUUAUUUAAGCAAUAGACAACUAUUUCCAAUAGUAUUUGAAUCGUCGCUUUAUAUUGAUCGGGAUACUUAUAAGAAUCACAUAUGUAGAUUUAUAACAAACUUGGAUGUUAAAAAGCUGAAUAAGUCAGAUAGAUUCCUAUUGGCUAGAGAAUACUUUAUUGAAUUUACACCACAUCUUUCAGGUCUUGUUAAAAACCAUGAUAUAAUAUUUACUGAUAAGGAGAUAUUUAAGAAAUCUAGGCUUAUCAAUCGUUUAGCGGCUGAAAACCUUCUAACAGAACUCAGUGAAUUUCAUAACGGUAUACCUGAAAGACUACUGGAUUUUUUUGAUAGUGAAAUUUGCUAUUUGGUCGAUGUAAAGUUUAAUGGAAUAAAGAUAGAGUCGGAAAGAGCUUUAAAGUUUCUAGAAGGUCAUAAUAUAAGAUCAAUUACAGUGGAAUUAAUGAAAAACGUCGGCCUUGAAAAGUGGCUUCCUUACUUGAACACGAAAUACAUUCAAGAAUUGAAUCUAAAGAAAUGUCAUUUCUCGGAGAAUUCUGAUUUAGAGCAUCAAAUUCAGAAUAUGCAAUAUCUAACUUGCUUUAAACAAUUACUAAGACUGGAUGUAACUGGUACAAACAUUACAGAUAAUCAACUGAACUUCCUGUCACUUGAAUUACCGCAAAUUGAGGAACUAACGUUAACCGAUACAAGUAUUACAAAUUUAGAUUGUCUUAGAGAGUUCUACAAGUUGAAAGUCUUUGACAUUUCAUAUCCUAAAAGCUAUACUGUUGAUAUAACAUAUUUCUCUUUACUUAACAAGAGUUCUAUAGAAAAAUUGAAUAUUUCAAGAGUACACGUUGACAUACUUCCAUAUACGCGAGACGGUUUUUAUCCCUACAAUUGCGAUAAUGAAUUAGCAGACAAAAAGAUUGAUGACUUAUUACUUGCCGGCUAUUGGGAAAAAUUAACCCAUUUUGAUAUAUCCGGUUGGCAAGCAUCGAAGGAGAAUAUAAUAAACUUUAUAAAUAAACACAAACGAUUGAAGUUUUUCGGUAUGUUUGGAGGAAUAUAUUCUGAAUUUAGAGGCUGGAAUUUGGAAGGAGAAAGAACGAUGAAAGGAUUAACUAAAAUUUCGGGUAAUGCCUUUAGUACACUACUCAACGAAAUAUCUACGAGACAGGACAAAACGAGUUAUUUUCAAAAGUUCCUCUACGAUUCUGGUUAUAGAGUUAUAACUAGAAAUAUUAAUAAAUCAACAGAUAGCGAAGAGAUAAUGGAACUUCUCGAGAUAUUUACUAUAAAGAAAUUAAUUGAAAUAAUAUUUAAUUUGACAAGAUACUACGAUGAUAACAUCUAUAGAAAGGAAAUAUGCCAAUUUCUAUCUGGUUUACAAUUGGAAAUGGUUUGA